GAGUCCACUUCACAUCACACACACACACACACACACCCAGGCUUUCAGAAGGAUCAGCUUCAUUUCACUGUUUCUCCCGGUGGAGUGCUGAACUAUUUCUGCAGUUUGUGCAUCUCUCGUGUUCCCGCUUGAACCAAGAACACCAUGGCAGCGCUUGGAAACCGUGGUACUGUCUCGCAGGCGUCGGAUUUCGAUGCCGAAAUCGACGCAGAGAAGCUGAGAUUGGCCAUGAAGGGAGCAGGCACCGAUGAGGCAGCGAUCAUCUCCGUUCUGGCUCAUCGUACGAUUGCGCAGAGGCAGAAGAUUAAGGAGGCCUAUAAAGUGUCUGUAGGAAAGAAUUUGGAAGACGAUAUAAAGUCGGAGCUGACCGGUAAUUUCGAGAAGGUCGUGUGUGGGCUGCUGAUGCCUGCGCCUGUUUACGACUCCUACGAGCUGAGAAACGCCAUCAAGGGUGCUGGAACUGAUGAAGCAUGUCUGAUUGAGAUUUUGGCUUCAAGAACCAACACUGAGAUUAAAGCUCUUGCUGCCACCUACAAGAAAGAGAACGAUCGUGAUCUGGAGGAUGAUAUCUGCGGAGACACAUCUGGCAUGUUUAAGAGGGUCCUGGUGUCCCUGGCCACGGCCGGGAGAGAUGAGAGCACCACUGUGGAUGACGCACUCGUUAAACAGGAUGCCAAGGAGAUCUUUGACGCGGGUGAGGCGCGCUGGGGAACAGACGAGGUCAAGUUUCUCACCAUCUUGUGCGUGAGGAACAGGAACCACUUGCUUAGAGUGUUUCAGGAGUACCAGAAGAUUUCUGGCCGGGACAUUGAGGACAGCAUUAAGAGGGAGAUGUCCGGAUGCCUGGAGGAUGUUUUUCUCGCCAUAGUGAAGUGCCUCAGGAGCAAGCCGGCGUUCUUCGCCGAGAGACUUUACAAAUCCAUGAAGGGUUUAGGAACCACUGACAGCAUCCUGAUCAGAGUGAUGGUUUCUCGGGCUGAGAUUGACAUGAUUGACAUCAAAGCCGAGUUCCUGAAGCAGUACGGAAAAACUCUGAACUCCUUCAUCAAGGGGGACACAUCAGGGGAUUACCGAAAGAUCCUUCUGGAGCUUUGUGGAGCAGAAAUCUAAACUAUGAGUCCACUCCAUUUACUAUAAUAUGACCACAUUUAUUAGGAGUGUGUAAUAUGUUUGCCUAGUUGACUAAUUCCUAUUCAUUAACGUGUGUUUUUUGGUCCAACCAUAUAACAAAACAAUGUCCAACAUUUCACUUUGUGUAAUGCCAAAUAAACAGACUGGUGCUUUAAUCUCAAAUAAAAAUUUAUAUCU
Molecule: messenger RNA, 1308 nt
Organism: Ictalurus punctatus (channel catfish)
Lineage: Eukaryota; Metazoa; Chordata; Actinopteri; Siluriformes; Ictaluridae
Gene: anxa4
Product: annexin A4
Cellular component (GO): cytoplasm
Molecular function (GO): calcium-dependent phospholipid binding; calcium ion binding
Source: RefSeq, marked provisional